Messenger RNA from Dama dama (fallow deer), 2553 nucleotides. RefSeq names its product plasminogen activator, tissue type (gene PLAT). The coding region runs from base 164 to 1864 and encodes 566 amino acids. Gene Ontology annotation, biological process: plasminogen activation; smooth muscle cell migration. Gene Ontology annotation, molecular function: serine-type endopeptidase activity. The transcript is spliced from 14 exons. The record is from RefSeq and is a predicted model, not a curated record. Gene Ontology annotation, cellular component: extracellular region. Lineage: Eukaryota; Metazoa; Chordata; Mammalia; Artiodactyla; Cervidae.
CCGCCCACCCGGGGCCAGCGACCCCACCCCCUGCCUUGAAAUUUAAAGGAGGCCAGAGCCCUGCAGGGAGAGCCAGCCAAGGUCCUGCAGAGCUGGUGCCGAAGACAACGCCUCUGGAGGAGGGAGAAGGCUCCAGCGCGACUUUAAGGGACGCCCCGAGGAAAUGAUGAACGCCAUGAAGACAGAGUUCCUGUGUGUGCUGCUGCUCUGCGGAGCCGUCUUCACGUCACCCAGCCAGGAAACUUACAGACGACUCAGGAGAGGCGCCAGAUCGUAUAGAGUGACCUGCAGAGAUGAAAAAAUGCAGAUGACGUACUUCCAACAUGAGUCCUGGCUGCGACCCCUGCUCAGGAGCAACCAGGUGGAGCACUGCUGGUGCAACGGCGGCCGGGCCCAGUGCCACUCGGUGCCCGUCAGAAGUUGCAGUGAACCUUGGUGUUUCAACGGGGGGACGUGUCGGCAGGCCGUCUAUUCUUCAGAUUUCGUCUGCCAGUGCCCAGAAGGGUUCAUGGGGAAGCGCUGUGAAAUAGACACCACCGCCACAUGCUAUAAGGACCAGGGCGUCGCCUACAGAGGCACGUGGAGCACGGCAGAGAGCGGGGCUGAGUGCGCCAACUGGAACAGCAGCGGCCUGGUCAUGAAGCCUUACAGCGGGCGCAGGCCCGACGCCGUCAAGCUGGGCCUUGGGAACCACAACUACUGCAGAAACCCGGACCAAGACUCAAAGCCCUGGUGCUACAUCUUCAAGGCAGGGAAAUACGUCUCUGAGUUCUGCAGCACUCCAGCCUGCGCUAAGGUUGCAGAAGAAGAUGGGGACUGCUACACUGGAAACGGGCUGGCAUACCGCGGCACCCGCAGCCGCACCAAAUCUGGGACCUCCUGCCUCCCGUGGAAUUCCAUGUUCCUAACGAGCAAGAUUUACACCGCCUGGAAGAGCAACGCGCAGGCCCUGGGCCUGGGGAAGCACAACCACUGCAGGAAUCCCGAUGGGGACGCCCAGCCCUGGUGCCACGUGUGGAAGGACCGCCAGCUGACCUGGGAGUACUGUGACGUGCCCCAGUGCGUCACCUGUGGCCUGAGACAGUACAAGCGGCCCCAGUUCCGCAUCAAAGGAGGCCUCUUCGCCGACAUCACCUCCCACCCCUGGCAAGCCGCGAUCUUCGUCAAGAACAGGCGGUCCCCGGGAGAGCGGUUUCUGUGUGGGGGGACCCUGAUCAGCUCCUGCUGGGUGCUGUCUGCCGCCCACUGCUUCCAGGAGAGGUACCAGACUCACCAUCUCAAGGUGGUCCUGGGCAGGACAUACCGGCUGGUCCCUGGAGAGGAGGAGCAGAUGUUUGAAGUAGAAAAAUACAUCAUCCACAAGGAAUUUGAUGAGGACACUUACGACAAUGACAUCGCACUGCUGCACCUGAAAUCGGACUCGCUGACCUGCGCCCGGGAGAGCAGCUCCGUCCGCACCAUCUGCCUCCCAGACGCCAGCCUGCAGCUGCCCGACUGGACGGAGUGUGAGCUGUCCGGCUAUGGGAAACACGAGGCCUGGUCUCCUUUCUUUUCGGAGCGGCUGAAGGAGGCUCACGUCCGGCUGUACCCAGCCAGCCGCUGCACUUCCCGCCACUUGUUUAAUAAGACCGUCACCAACAACAUGCUGUGUGCUGGAGACACUCGGAGCGGUGGGGACCACACAAACCUGCACGAUGCCUGCCAGGGUGACUCGGGCGGCCCCCUGGUGUGUAUGAAGGACAGCCACAUGACCUUGGUCGGCAUCAUCAGCUGGGGCCUGGGCUGCGGGCAGAAGGACAUCCCAGGUGUGUACACCAAGGUGACUAACUACCUGGACUGGAUUCAAGACAACACGCGACCGUGACCAGGGACACCCCGUUUUCCCCUACAUCACAGAGACCCUGCUUCUCCCACCUCUGAAGACUUACCGUGGCGGGGGCUUCUUCACACAGCGGAAGUGGGGGGAGGAUGUAGUUUCACAGGUACUUUUCCAUUUUGGAAGUUUUCAGGGCUUAAGGGCUGAAACGUCCUGUCAGACGGGAAGAUGGAUAAACGCCAGUCCCUCAUGGAAGACCACUCCCCAGGGCGGAAGCCCGCUUUCUCCUCUAUGCACGUGAGCAUCUUUGGAAAGGGGACCACAAAGAUGAAAGCAUGUCUCAGUAGGCAAAGAUAACUCGAGCCUUCAGGAAAGAAGGGUUAGAUGUAUUCUACUAGAAAUAGAAUGUCUAUUUAUAGUCCCAAGGAAGCCCAGCAGGAACCUCCUACCAAGGGAUGGGCUGGCUGGCCAGAUCAAGUUCCUCGACUCCAACCCUUAAGUCAAGUGUUGGGCUUUCCUUUUCUCCCACUGCAGGUCUUGGAGGGAAUCCUGUUUGUGUACAGUGUAAUUCUUUUUCUUUAUAAGUUUCAUCAUAGACCCAGGAGACACGUAUCAUUUUAGUAACUGAUAAACUAGGCUCUAGCAUAUUUAUAUCACUUCAUUUUUGUUUGUACUCUGUCACCACUACCUGUAUGAUACUGUACUGGAAUAAUAAAUUCUGAUGUAUUUUUCACAUA